Molecule: messenger RNA, 1678 nt
Organism: Tachyglossus aculeatus (Australian echidna)
Lineage: Eukaryota; Metazoa; Chordata; Mammalia; Monotremata; Tachyglossidae
Gene: NSDHL
Product: NAD(P) dependent steroid dehydrogenase-like
Exons: 10
Coding region: 227-1378 (383 amino acids)
Biological process (GO): steroid biosynthetic process
Molecular function (GO): 3-beta-hydroxy-Delta5-steroid dehydrogenase (NAD+) activity
Source: RefSeq, a predicted model, not a curated record
CGCCCGACGGAAACGUUAAAUAUUUUCCAAAGUCAGUCAUUGAUCCGGCCUCCAUCCCUCCCAUCGCCACCCUCUGCAGAAUCAGGGCAAUGUUCUUGGAGAGUUACCGUGGAUGAAGUAGACGCCAACAAGGAAUUAAAGAAAGCGAAUCCAUAAUCCAGCCUGGAGCCUGGUUUGCUGAGAAUUGUCCGGGAACUGACUGAACGACGCAAAUCGGAAGGGGAAGAUGGAACCACAGACACAGACCGGACCCCAGAUGGAGCCGGAAGUUGGUGAGUCCUUGGGAUCCCAGAAUGAACAGACAAGAAUGACGGAGGACAUUCCGAAACCAUUUAUUGACCGGAAAGAUCUUAGGCAAAAGCAGGCCAAGAAAUGCACAGUGAUCGGGGGCUCUGGGUUUCUGGGCCAGCAUAUGGUGGAGCAGCUCCUCGCCAGAGGCUACACAGUCAACGUCUUCGAUAUCCGACAAGGAUUCGAUAACCCCCAGGUGCAGUUCUUCCUGGGAGACCUCUGCAGCAAGAAGGACCUGUUCCCAGCCCUGCAAGGGGUGAACGUAGUUUUUCACUGUGCAUCUCCAGCCCCGUCCAGUGACAACAAGGAACUGUUUUACCGAGUGAACUGUACCGGAACCCAAACCGUCAUUAACGCUUGCAAAGAGGCUGGGGUUCAGAAACUUAUUUUAACAAGCAGCGCCAGUGUCGUCUUUGAAGGCACUGACAUCAGGAAUGGAACUGAAGACCUCCCUUACGCAAUGAAGCCCAUUGACUAUUACACUGAGACUAAAAUCUUGCAGGAGCGGGCAGUGCUGGCUGCUAAUGAACCAAGAAGUAAUUUCUUAACCACAGCAAUCCGGCCUCAUGGAAUAUUUGGUCCAAGGGAUCCCCAGCUGGUACCCAUACUUAUUGAUGCAGCGAAGAAAGGCAAAAUGAAGUUUGUGAUUGGGAAUGGAAAGAAUUUAGUGGAUUUCACCUUUGUGGAAAAUGUGGUCCAUGGACAUAUCCUGGCUGCGGAGCGCCUUUCCAGAGAUUCCGCCCUGUGUGGGAAGGCAUUUCACAUCACCAAUGAUGAACCGGUCCCGUUUUGGGUAUUCCUGUCCCGCAUUCUGACCGGCUUGAACUAUCAAGCCCCGAAAUACCACAUCCCCUAUUGGCUGGCGUACUAUCUGGCCUUCUUCCUCUCUCUGGUGGUGUUGAUGCUCAGCCCCAUCAUCCGAAUCAAGCCAACUUUCACCCCCAUGCGGGUCGCUCUUGCUGGCACCUCCCACUACUACAGCUGUGAGCGAGCCAAAAAGCUCAUGGGUUAUCGGCCUGUGGUCAACCUGGACCUCGCGGUGGAAAGGACCGUGCAGAGCUUUUACCAUCUACGCAAGGUCAAGUGAGGCACCUCGCCUUCGCCCCUCACACACACAGCCCCUGAGGAAAUGCUAAAUUCUCUCUCCACAUCAUCUCCUCAAAUGAAUUUCUAACACAUUGCUUGGUUAGGAUUCUCCUAGGCAAAACCAGUAUUCUCGAUGUGACCGGUGACUCUCAAAGUGGUUUUGGACAAGAAACGGUAUCUUCCGUUGAAGGUUGGUCACUGCUUGAGUUUGCUUUUGGAAUUACCCGGACGGCUUCAGAUUCUGUCCCCUGUAUUCAGCCACCUGCCAUUUUGUUGUCCUGUGGCUUUGGAGUUCCCUAUC